Plectropomus leopardus (leopard coralgrouper) is the source of this 552-nucleotide messenger RNA. It is a transcript of the gene rps27.2, whose product is annotated as ribosomal protein S27, isoform 2. Gene Ontology annotation, cellular component: ribosome. Gene Ontology annotation, biological process: translation. The record is from RefSeq and is a predicted model, not a curated record. Gene Ontology annotation, molecular function: structural constituent of ribosome. NCBI's taxonomy places the organism in Eukaryota, Metazoa, Chordata, Actinopteri, Perciformes, Serranidae.
UUUGCCUUUCCGGUGCGUCGUCAGUGUGAUUUUCCGGUGAGGAGCCAACACGCAGACAUGCCUCUUGCAAAAGAUCUGUUGCACCCAAGCCCUGAGGAGGAGAAGAGGAGUCACAAGAAAAAACGACUCGUUCAGAGUCCUAAUUCCUAUUUCAUGGAUGUCAAAUGUCCAGGUUGCUACAAGAUCACCACAGUUUUCAGUCAUGCUCAGACUGUAGUGCUGUGUGUCGGCUGCUCCACAGUGCUCUGCCAGCCUACAGGAGGGAAAGCUCGCCUCACAGAAGGAUGCUCUUUCAGGAGGAAACAGCACUAGUUUGGUCAGAUGUAGCUGGACACGGUCGAGGAGGAGAAUGAACAGCGCUUGAUGGACAUCGAGUAACACUGCCAUGGAGCUGAUGCAGCAAUGAGGAAAUGGAGAGUGGGAAUACAAAUCUUGUAAUAUAAUAAGUGUCUCUCCAGAAUAUGCACAGAGAAAUGCUUGAGCUCCCAACAACAGCACAUUUCCAAUAAUUCAUUUCUCUUAAUAAACUUAGGUUGUUCUUUGGUAAAAUAA